AUGGGGUGGGUUCAAAAUACAAAUGCGAAGAUCGCAAGGAGCGCUGUCGGGCGGUACUUCAAGCUCGAAGGGUCAGGCCAUGCUCGAGAGCGGAAAGGAGCCGUGUUCUCUACCGAGAUCCGGGCAGGUCUUGCUGGCUUUUUCGCCAUGGCUUAUAUUCUGGCGGUGAAUGCCAGCAUUCUGAGCGAGUCUGGAGGUACCUGCGUUUGCAAUGGCCGAUCCGAUGAUCCCAUAUGCGAGGUGAACGAGGAGUACCUCCUGUGCAUCGCCGAGGUAAAACGUGACCUUGUGACGGCCACUGCCGCUAUCUCUGCGCUGUCGUCUUUCUGCAUGGGCUUAUUCGCGAAUCUGCCCGUCUCCCUUGCGCCUGGUAUGGGCCUCAACGCCUACUUCGCCUAUACGGUCGUCGGUUUCCACGGCACAGGGGGUACGCCAUACUCUGUGGCUCUGACAGCCAUCUUCGUCGAGGGCUGGAUCUUCUUCGCCCUCGCCCUCUUUGGUAUGCGUCAAUGGCUGGCGCGCGCGAUCCCUCGGUCGAUCAAGCUCGCAACGAGUGUCGGCAUAGGGUUGUUCUUGACCAUUAUCGGCGAGGGAAUCGGUCUCUUGCAAGGCGCUACUUCGACGCCGCUGGUGUUGGCUGGUUGCACGUCCGACUCGUUCGACGAGGACGGGUUGUGCCUCGAUUCUGCAAAGAUGAGAAACCCGCAACUGUGGAUUGGAAUAUUCUGUGGCGGUGUGCUAACCGUGAUGCUCAUGAUGUACCGGGUCAAAGGAGCCAUUAUCGCGGGUAUCCUGCUCGUCAGCAUCAUAUCGUGGCCGCGUACCACCUCCCUCACCUACUUCCCAUACACAGCCGUUGGCAACGACGCCUUUGAUUUCUUCAGGAAGGUGGUGGAUUUCCACAGGAUAUCGAAGACCCUUGUUGUCCAGCAGUGGGACAUAUCAGAAUACGGAGGGCAGUUCGGUCUGGCGCUCAUCACUUUCUUGUACGUGGACAUACUCGACUGCACUGGCACCCUGUACUCGAUGGCCCGGUUCGCCAACGUCAUGGACCCCGUCACCGAGGACUUCGAGGGCUCGUCGGUUGCCUACAUGGUCGACGCCAUCAGCAUCUCCAUCGGGUCGCUGCUGGGCUGCUCCCCGGUGACGGCGUUCGUCGAGUCCGGGGCGGGCAUCUCCGAGGGCGGCCGGACCGGGCUGACGUCGAUGGUGACGGGGAUAUGCUUUUUCAUCUCCGUAUUCUUCGCGCCCAUCUUCGCGUCGAUUCCGCCGUGGGCCACCGGCUGCGUCCUCGUCCUCGUCGGCUCCAUGAUGAUGCCCGCCGUCACCGAGAUCAACUGGCAGUACAUGGGCGACGCCAUCCCGGCGUUCGUUACUAUUGCUGUUAUGCCCUUCACGUACAGCAUCGCCAACGGGCUCAUCGCCGGCAUCUGCCUGUACAUCCUGAUCAACACGCUGGUAUACGUGGUCGAGAAGGCGUCGGGCGGGCGCAUCGUGCCGCACAACAAGGCCACGAAGGACCCCUGGACGUGGCGGAUUCCCGGCGGGGUCUUGCCGCCGUGGAUGAAGCGCGCGGCGGGUGGUAAGAAGGACUUCUGGCGCGCCGACCCCCUGCCUGUGAGCGAUUCCUCUUCGGAUACGCCGGGCGCGGAGAAGAUGGCCAGGACGAACUCGACGGAGUUGGCCAAGGGGCAGCCGGUGCUCGUGCCGGAACACGCUCAGGAGAAGCGUGCUUGA
Messenger RNA from Anthostomella pinea, 1737 nucleotides. The record is from the annotation of a GenBank genome assembly. NCBI's taxonomy places the organism in Eukaryota, Fungi, Ascomycota, Sordariomycetes, Xylariales, Xylariaceae.